Molecule: messenger RNA, 1243 nt
Organism: Closterium sp. NIES-67
Lineage: Eukaryota; Viridiplantae; Streptophyta; Zygnematophyceae; Desmidiales; Closteriaceae
Source: the annotation of a GenBank genome assembly
ACUAUCAAAUGCUUGGAACCGGGAGCGCGACCAACCAUCCGAUCGCAAUAGAGGCUGAGUCAACCGGAGCUAAUAGAGCUGCGUACGCAACUGUACUAUCUGCUAGGGAAAAAAAUCAUCCGUCCAUCCAUGUUUCCCUACGCCGCGCCGAUUCUCUUCACCCCCAAAAAGGACGGAGGACUUUGGAUGUGUACCGACUAUCGCUUGCUCAACAACAUUACCAUCAAGUCGUGUUACCCGUUUCCACGCCGACGAUCUUAUUGACCAACUUCACAGGGCCAGGAUUUUUUCCAAGAUUGAUGUGCGAGGGGGUUACCACCAGAUUCGUGUGGCCGAAGCUGAAGUUCCAAAGACCGCUUUUCGAACUCGUUACGGAAGUUAUGAGUAUACAGCGAUGCCUUUCGAUCAACUGCCCCACUAACCGACUUGCUGCAAAAAGGGUGUUUUAUGAAUGGGGGAAGAGGCAGCAAGCUGCGUUUGACCAACUGAAAACUUUCCUUAUGACACCACCUAUUCUUCAUAUCGCCGACCCUGACCGCCCGUACGAACUGGUUACAAACGCCAGCGACAUUGCUGUUGGCGCGGUACUAUUACAGAGCUUUGGCGAAGGCCUGCAGCCAAUCGCCUACGACUCGCGAAAACUCCAAGGCGCCGAACGGAAUUACCCGGUUCGCAACAAGGAAAUGCUCGUGAUUGUCAAUGCUUUCAAGACCUGGCACUACUACAACCAUGACGUACAGCAAUACGUGGCCUUAUGCCCCACCGGCCAACUGAUGAAAUCCUCUCGCCAAAAGCCAACUGGAUUACAGCAACCGUUAGAAUCGCCCACAAAGCUUUGGACAAAUGUGUCCAUAGACUUCGUGACAGGAUUGUCGGCUGGCGCAUCCCAAAAUGAUGUUGUAUUCGUGGUUGUUGAUGGACUCAAGAAAAUGGCUCAUUUCGCGCCAUGCCGAACGACGAUCACAGCCGAGCAAACUACCAAGCUGUUCAUCUCAACCGCCGUUCGCCUACACGUAAUCUUAAAGGUGAUCAUAAUUGAUCGUGGCCCCAGAUUUACGUCCAACUUCUGGACAAAAAUAUGGGAACACUACGGUACACGUCUCCAUCUGUCCACGGCUCACCACCCACAGACCGACAGUCAGACUGAACUGACAAAUCAGACCAUGGAGCAGCUGAUACGGACAAUCUGUACCGACCUGACCCAAUGGGAAGUUCGCGUAUAACAGCGCCCCUCCGUCCACAA